UGGAACCUGCGUCCUCAUGGAUGCUAGUCAGAUGUGUUAACAGCUGAGCCACAAUGGGAACUCCAUAUAUUUAUACAACUUUUUCCAGAAGUUAUAUGUUUGCCAUUAAGUUCCUAACUUAUUGCAAAUUAACACUAUUUUCUUCAUUGCUUAGAAUUACUGGUAAAUAGUACCAGGCUUUCCUGUAAAAUCAGUCCAGAAGAAUAGAUGGGAGUUUUUUUAAAUUUUAUUUUUUUAAUUACUCAAUGAAUUUAUCACACCUGUAGCUGUACGAUGAUCAUCACAAUCAAAUGAUAGGCAUUUUAUAUAGAUUUAUUAACUAGUUUUAAGUCUGGCUCAAAAUCACAGAAAAGCCUUUUUUAUUUCCCUCAUAUUUGGAAGAAGUCUGGUGGUACAGAGGUCAGGACUAGUCUGAUAACUUCAUGAUCCUCAAGGAACUGGAACCCUUUCAUCUUGCUAUGCUACCAUCCUUAGCAUGCCACUUCAUGGCCCAAUAGGGCUGCUCAAGCUCCAGCAGUCAUCAGUAUUCUAGCCAGAAGGAAAAAACAAGGAGUGAAAAAAGAGCCUGUCCUCUUCCCACAGUGAUUCAUCAGAAAUUUUACCCAGCACUUGAGCUUACAUCUCUUUUGCCAGAGCAUAGAUCUGUGGCCGUACCUAGCUGUAAGGAAGGCCAGGACAUGUAAUCUUUUUCCAGAAACUCAUACCAACUAAAAAUCAAACAUUCUAUUACUAAAGGGAUGGAGAGAAUGGACAUUGAGAUUGACAACUAAGUAUCUGUCAAAAGGUUUUUUAAGAUUCAAUGUACGAGUUUUUGAGGUUUGAUGGAGGCAGGUAAGAAGGAGUAGAACCUUCAAGCACCAGCUCUCACUGCUUAGCAUUUUGGUUAGAGCUAAAAGCUUGAUUCCUCACGAUUAGCUAUCUGAAUGCUAAAAAACACCCCGCCCUCUACACACCACAGAAAUGGGCUCAGCAGGCUUGCGUGGAAAAGAGAAAAAGUCAUCUUCCAUAUUGCAGGGAACUUCUGAGUGUCUCCACGGCCAAACAUAUCCACACCUUAUAUCUAAGCCAAUAAGCUUUACUGUUGCAGGUACGCGUCAACAAUGAAAAGCAUCACUUCGGAGUCUUGGUCGCCCUCACUUUUGUACUGUGUGUUGUUUGCAGGGAAAUGUCCACCGCAGGAUGCAGUCUCCGGCCCCAUCCUUAGAGAAUAUUACCGUAGAGAAAACUUUCCCCACAUGAUAAACAAAAGGAAAUGAGGAGUGUGAGUGCAGAAGUUGCUGUACCCACAAGGGAGCUGAUAGAGCAGGGGUGUAAUAGAAUCGACCAGGAGAGGGGGCUGAUAGAAUCGGAUAAGGAGAGCCUCAAGUUUCGGGCCUUCUCCGUGACUUGAUAAUGAAAUACAAAAGUAAACCUCCAUGCUUAUCCUUUGCACAUGUUGGUUGUCAAAUUGCUUUUCUAAAUUGAUUGUGUUCGACCUUGAUGGUUAAUAAAGUCUGGAAUUUUGUCCAAAUUAGAGUAAGAUUUCUCCCAGAAAGAAACUUGGAUAGUGGUCAGCCUGCUUGGUUUUUUGCCUCUGACCUAACUGCCCUAAGAUUCAGGCUCUGGCUUCCUCUGGCUCGGGGAUGAGGCGCACUGUCUCUGUCCGAGAUGGGGAAGGGCUUGUCCACCCAGCAGAGCUGCUCCUCGGGAUUCUUGUCCUCUCAGCUGGCACCUUACCAAGCCAGCCUCUGGGUAAGAAACUGCCUUUUUCUACUGUUCUUUCAUUUUGACCUCCUCGGGGAAAUCAGGCCUGCAGAAGUUGUCAGCCAGCCAUAGCAGAGCACAGAGCAGGCGCCUACAGCCCUGCAACUCCCUCCAGAAUCAGCAAAGGCGAUUGCAGAUAAACCGGGGCAGCAUGUGGGGCCCAUGUGGUGCAAAGCUCAAGAGGACUGGGCUUUAAAUCGACAGCAGCCCUUAAAAAACCCUUUGGGCGUAGGUUGCAUUCUGCGGAAGGGAGGGUUGGAAGGCAGGGAGAGUAUUUUCCUUUAGCAGCGGAAGGAGCUUCCCAAUAGCCAUCCUUCUUUGCUUUCUGCCUGGUUCAGUGCUUUCUCAGCAAGUUCUGGGGGAGCUGUGUCCUCAGGUCCUGAGAAGGGCUUGGGGCACGUCAGGACUUUAAACAGGCUGUAAAAGCAUUUCCUUCUCUGCAUUUCCCUUUCCUGCAGGCCUGCCCUGGUUUUUCAUGAUGUCAUCCAUUCAUCAUUGUGAGCUGAUUGGCUGUCCCAGGACUUGGCCAGCUGCCCAAGGCCAGGAGGGAAGAGAGAGAUCUCCGGACAAACGUGCUGCGGGCCCCUGAGCAUGUGCCGAAAUGUCAUCAGUUCCACAAAGAAAGACUUGGAACAAAUCAAAGAAGACGGUCAAAGUCACAAGAUCCUAUCCAACCUUCCCUUCCCUGAAUGCCUGGGAAGAAUUCAGGGGCCUCUUUCCUGUGGACGGGGAACCAAAUCCUGGAGUGGGCCUGGGUGUGGAGGAGGGACUGCUCUGCCAGAUGGUUCAUUCUCCAGAAUUCAGCCUGUUUCCUGAAUCAGUGAUGUUUGAAAGCAACUUUGUCCAGGUCAAAAAGGGCAGGAGCUGGGUAGACAUCUACAAAGCUUCCAAUACCAUGGCCCUUGGGGUGACCUCCUCCGUGCCCUGCCUGCCUCUUCCCAACAUCCUCCUCAUGGCCAGCGUCAAAUGGCACCAAGGGCAGAGCCAGACAUGGAACAGACCAUCUGCAGCCCCCAAGAUCAUCCUGAAGAGGAUUCUCCCACUGAAGUUUGUGGAGCUCCAGGUCUGCGACCGUCUUCAGCGCGUCCUGCGCUUGAGAACCGUCAUGGAGAAGAUCUACUACCUCAGGCUCCACCCCGACCAUCCUGAGACUGUCUUCCACUUCUGGAUCCGACUGGUUCAAAUUUUGCAGAAUGGCCUGUCCAUCACCACCAAAGACCCUAGAAUUCUUGUCACUCACUGCCUGGUGCCCAAGAACAGCUGCAGUCCCUCAGGAGACGCUAAGUUAGUACAGAAGAAACCCCAAGCCUCCCAGCCCAGCGAGAGCCUCAUGCAGCUGAUGGCCAAGGGCGAGAGUGAGGCCCUCUCUCAGAUUUUUGCCGACUUGCACCAGCACAACCAGUUCAGGAGCAGCAAAAAGACAGAGAACAAAAAGCACAGCUCAGAAAAAAACAGUCCCAGCGAAGAUUCCAUCCCUUGCACCCGCGACCUCAGUUGGAGGGAUUCGUUCACCUAUGGAGAGUGGGAAAGAGAGAAUCCCUCUGGGCCGCAGCCCCUCUCUCUCCUCAGCACUCUGGCAGCCUCCACGGGGCCACAGCUGUCCCCGAUCAUAGGAAGUUCUAUCUGAGCCUUGCACCCUGGGGAGAAUCUACACAGCCCUCGCCAACGCCACUCUGCAGCAUUCAGCUUUCUGAGGGACUCUAUCUGGUGGAGAGGAGAAAGCCACAACUAAGGAAGAACUAGAAUGAUCUCCUGAUGACAGCACAGCCUCUCCUGAGAGAACCACUUGAGAGCAUGGCUCCUGGAUGAGAAGCAUUGUUCCAGCACGUGACUUGGCGUCCUGUCUACUGCACCUCGCCUCCAUUCCACCCCCAGAGUGGGCACGAGAAGACGUGCUUGCAGAAGGGCCGGGACCGAGAGACGGAGAGAAGGAGGAGAGAGAAACAGGACCGGAGGAGAGGUGGAAGAGACCCAGACAGCGGCCCCAAAGUGGAAGGUGGAGGGAGGAAAUCAGAGAAGAGGGGAGAGGCAGGAAAGUGGUGACAGAAGGAAACAUAAGAGAAGACAAGCGAAGCACGCCGCUGAGAGAUGCCUCGCCACACUUUUAUUUCUCUAAUUCAAACUUGAAAGUAAGGUCAUAUUCCAAAAAAGAUAAGUGCUUUCUUCUCUGCUCAAACUAUUCUGGACAAGGAUGAGGGGCCAGAAAUGAAUUCCAGCCAAAGGCCUCUCCUUAAAUGUGCCUUUUUUGCCAAUGUUUCUUGUUACUCCCUCUUUUCUGAUUCAAGUUUUAGACCUUCGUCCAUCGUGCAUUCAUUCCCUAACUUGGACUUGCUAGUCCAGUCCUGCCAUUCCAAACAGAGGUGUGGGUUUGCAGCUGCAGAAAGGUUCCUGCAGGAGGUAGGAAGGCAGGGCGUGUGAGGUAGGGGGAGUUUGUUUUGUGUUCAAACUUCUAAGUUUGCUCAAUUUCUUUUGCAUGUGACAACCCCUUGAAAUAUUGGCCUGCCUUGCUAGAGCUUAUUAGAGAUUCCA
Sus scrofa (pig) is the source of this 4272-nucleotide messenger RNA. It is a transcript of the gene GARIN1B, whose product is annotated as golgi associated RAB2 interactor 1B. NCBI's taxonomy places the organism in Eukaryota, Metazoa, Chordata, Mammalia, Artiodactyla, Suidae. Gene Ontology annotation, cellular component: nucleus. The record is from RefSeq and is a predicted model, not a curated record.